Molecule: messenger RNA, 6011 nt
Organism: Anolis sagrei ordinatus
Lineage: Eukaryota; Metazoa; Chordata; Lepidosauria; Squamata; Anolidae
Source: RefSeq, a predicted model, not a curated record
CUUCAGAUUGGCACGUUAUAUAUCCUGCUCUGGGAUUUCUGCAUCAAGCUCACCCUCUCAUGAUGAUGCCUGUGGCAAUCCCAGCAGUGGUACUGUAGUCCAGAUUUGCAGCCUAUGCAGAGAUCAAGCUUUUUCUCAGUCCUUGGGAAACAUUGAACUUUCAAAGCAGAGGAAAGGGAGCUUGACAGAGUCCCUUCCAGCCUGGUGAUGUAUGGUGUGAUUCAACAGGAGUUUUUGGACCAGAAAAAUGAAUCCCAUGGGAAUUGCAGAAGUGUUGCACGAGGGCAGCGUUUCCAGUGAAGUGAGGAAUGUCACUAUCCAGGCAUGUGUCCAGGCCCCUGCAUUUGCUGAGAAGAAAAAUGUUUUACAGUUGCGGCUGCAGCAGCGAAGAAGCAGAGAACAGCUCACCAACCAGGGAAUCAUGCCACCUCUGAAAAGCCCCUCUUCCUUUCAUGAGCAAAAGAAGAGCUUGGAGAGAGCCAAGGCUGAAGAUUUUUUAAAGCACAAGAUCCGGAACAGAUCUGAGCACUCCGAACUGGUUGAUAUGCACAUUUUAAAGGAUUCAGCUGCAGAAGAGUCAAUUCAAGCUACUCAGAUGAAACUGAAAAGAGCCCGUCUUGCAGACAAUCUGAAUGAAAAGAUUGCUCUUAGGCCAGGUCCUUUGGAGCUGGUGGAGAAGAAUAUCAUUCCUGUGGACUCUGCUGUGAAGGAGGCUAUCAAAGGUACUCAGAAGAACUUCUCCAAAUCUUCGGAUGCCUUUGCUUUUGAAGAAGACAGCAGCAAUGAUGGGAUGUCCCCAGAGCAGGUCCGGAGUGAGGAUUCCCCAGGGUCCACAGAGUCAGCAGCAGGAACCAAAAUUUCAGAAGCAGCGUUCCCCUCAGCAGCGGGGUCAACUCAGGGAAAUCCCUGUAGCUCUGAAAACAAUGCUUCUGAUUCAACAUCUCUUCAGAACAGCCAGCCAGAAAGUCCAAAACAGCUGAAUGGGCAACAGACAUCUCCUGUCACUAUGUCCUCAUCUGCAAAGUCCAAGCCAACAAGUGACAGCAAGAAUCGGCACAAAAAGCCCAAGGAGAUGAAGCCCAAAGUGAAGAAACUAAAGUACCACCAGUACAUUCCCCCAGACCAAAAAGCGGAGAAGUCUCCCCCUCCUAUGGACUCGGCCUAUGCUAGGCUCCUGCAGCAGCAGCAACUUUUCCUCCAGCUCCAGAUCCUCAGCCAGCAACAGCAGCACCGACACCAGCAGCAUUUCAACUAUCCUGGGUCACAUUCCACUUCGCUGAAGCAAACAAAUGAGCAGAUGACCAAAACUUCCAGCUCUUCCCCAGCAGCAGUCACGAACCACAGCCUUUCUCCUGUGAAGGGAACCUUUUCAGGACAAUCCUGCAUUUCGUCUCUCAAACCAGGUCCUCUUCCAUCCAAUCUAGAUGACUUAAAAGUGUCGGAGCUAAGGCAGCAGUUGCGAAUAAGGGGCCUUCCAGUAUCAGGUACAAAAACAGCCCUGAUGGAACGUCUGCGGCCUUUCCAAGAGUGCAGUGGGGGUUCGGUGCCCAGCUUCAGUGAAAUAACUACUGUCACCUUCCCAGUGACCCCAGCUAGCUCUCUCUCCAGCUACCAGUCACAGUCUUCCACCAGUCUGUUGUCCAAUGGCUUUUACCACUUUGGAAGCACCAGCUCUACUCCACCCAUUUCCCCAGCAUCCUCUGACCUGUCAGUGAAUGGCUCAUUGCCAGACAGUUUCAAUGAGGGACCAAUGUCUUCCCCGCAGUUUGUCUUGCACCCUUCUCCUGCGCAAGGGGGGUGCGAAGAGAGCCUGAUGGGAAGUGUCAAUGGAGCUGGCAUCCAGCUUGAUGUGGAAAGGGUUGACACAGAAAAAGACAAGAUGCUGGUGGAAAAACAGAAAGUUAUCAAUGAGCUAACCUGGAAAUUGCAGCAAGAGCAGAGGCAGGUGGAGGAGUUGAGGAUGCAGCUCCAAAAGCGCAAAAGGAGCCAUGGAGUGGAGGAGAAGCAGACCACAUCCCAUUUCUUUGGCUUUCCAAUCAAACAAGAAAACGCAGUGUCCAGCUGCCCCUUUGCCGCCAAGCAUGUUGCCUUGAAAGGCCAGGCCAGCAGCUCUGACACACUAAGUAACUGUGGGACAGCAUCUCAGCUGACCCACCUUGGAAAUAGCCAUUGCAUGGAAACUUCGGGACAAAAUGGCAUACUGUCCUCCACAUUCCUGAGCCCACAGUGCUCUCCCCAGCACUCGCCAUUAGAGGCAGCAAAGAGCCCACAGCACAUCAGCCUCCCUCCUUCGCCCAACAGCCACUACCUUCUCUCUGCAUCUCCUAGCACUCAGGCAGAAGGACACAGUUCUCCACAACCCAGCAAUCGUCUGUGCACAGCUCCGGUACCUACACAAGGAGGCCAGAAGUAUCCUAUCCUGUCCCCCAGCUUUUGUAAGUCAAGCAUUCCCCUCCCAGAGGGAAAGCAGCCACCUCCAUAUGCUGAUGCUGUGAAACAGCAGUUGACCCGAAGUCAGCAAAUGGAUGAGCUGUUGGAUGUGCUUAUCGAAACUGGAGAAAUGCCUGCAAAUGCCAGGGAAGACCGUCCUUGCCUUCAGAAGGUGCCUCAAAUAACUGUGUCUUCAGGGACCCCUGGAACAUCCUCCUUACUCAAGGCAUCUGCUUCGUUUGAACAAGGUGCCUCAAGUCAGCUUCCUUUUGAACACUGCUCUGGAAGCAAUGAUAGUCAUCUGGAAAUCUUAUUGAAUUCCCACAGUCCUCUGGGCCGAUCGAGUGAAAUGCCCCUCUUGAAGGUGGGUGGUGAGGAACCUCACUUUGAAGGGGUGUUAGAAGGAUUUUCUAGCAAAGCUGCAGAGGACCUCCUGACACCCCAUGAGAUCCUGCCAACUCCCCUCUCCCCCAUGGAGACUCAGUUGUCUCCUUCUUCUGGUGAAGGAUCAGCUUUGCACAUGAGCUUCACAGAGUCUCCUUGGGAAACAAUGGAAUGGCUGGACCUUACUCCACCGAGCUCAGCCAAUGGUUUUGGUUCCCUCACCACCACAGGGCCAAGCAUCUUCAACAUUGAUUUCUUAGAUGUUACUGAUCUCAACUUGAACAGCACCAUGGAUCUGCACCUACAACAGUGGUGAACUGAAUAACCUUUAUGAAUAGGAAUGCAGCCAACUACCAAAAAAGAUCCCAUUUGAGGGGUUAUAAGAGCUCUGGUGUCAUUGAGGGAAAAGAAACUGGAGUCACUUUUCCCAGAGCAUGAUAAAUGGUUUCACCAAAGAAUUGUCCCCACAUACCUAAACCUAAACCAAACCAAACCAGUUCUGCACCCUUAGCAUGAAAUUUUUCUCCUCCUUUUCACUGACAAUUUCCAGCAAACAUAGGUGACUUCUAAAUCUCUUCCAAGGAAGAAUAUCUCUGCACUAGUUUAUUUGGUAUGUACCUGUCAGUAUUAUCCCUGUCCUACAUGGUAGCCAUUACCAAGUUGUUGUUCUAUAUUGCCCUAUUGCUUUGUCUAUCCAACAAUUUCAUCCCUUGUGUUGGGAACCAUCACCAUCUGGGAACCAUCACUUUUUAUUAGCAUCCAUUUAAAAAGCUUUCUAAGGACUAUCAGACCAGCAACUGCCAAGCUCUUAGUAGCUUUGCCACAGCUCAAAUGACUUUCAGGGCCAAGGCUGGGCAUCACACAACUCACAAUAGCAGCCUGUCACCAGCAUCCAUGCCUCUAUUGAUGGACUGCUCCUUUCCCUCCGUCAUUUCAGGAAGAGAGGCAGAUACUCAACCUUUUGAAAUUCAGCAGCAAUAAUAACAGCAAUAGCAUAUCCUGCAACAGAGUAGACCAGGUCUACUCAGCCUGUGGUUCUCUUGAUGUUUUGGACUUCAGUUCCCAGAAUUCCUGACUAUUGGACAAGCUGACCCAAAUAUAUGGAGGGCCACAGGUUGGGGUGCAUGCCUUUACUUCAGUUCUUGCUCUAAGGUUUCUGAAUAUUUUCUUAAUCCUGCCCUUUGUUUUCCUAUUUUCAAAAGCUGUUGGAAGAAAACUAAAACAGAAUAACCUUUUUUGGUAUUGGAAAAAAAUCCAGAGAAAAAGUGAAGGAGUACAGAAAUUAGAAAGUAGAUUGGAAACCGGAGGGAGGUGGAUCAAGACCUCAUGAAAUUUCAUUUCCUUUACUAAGUACACUGUUCACAUCUUUAAUUAACUAAACUAAAAAUAUAGAAACAUGUUACUAAACUAAAAAUAUAGAAACAUGCAACUUUGCAAUAACUAGCAAAAUUCCAUCAAUACUGAAAUAUUUUGUUUGAUAUUUUGACCAUGAUCAUUCCUUAUGAAUAUUAAGAAAGUAUGAUUAUUCCAGAAAAAUCUAUUUCGAUUUGGUUCCCAUUGUUUUAUGUGUGCACACCAAGUAAUUUUAUUCAAUUUAUCUAACUCCCAAUGUUUAACAUACCAUUUUUUGAGAGACAUCUUUCAUUUUCUUCAUCUUUCGUAUAUUAUUCUUGCUGCCAAUGGCAUAUGAAAAAGGUCUGUUCUUUUGGCACUAUUGACGGAGUUCAGAAUUGCAGUUAUGAAUCUGUAAUCUGGAGUUGCAUGUGCACAACUGACCCGUGUUCUCAAUAUCUUUAUUUUCAUUUUUGUAGGGAAUACACAGGAAUCAUAGAAGUCCUGACUUACCAGGCAGCUGCUACUGUGAGCAAUGGGAGGUCUAUUCUCCUGUCAAUCAAUUUGCAGCAGGUUAAGAUUCCCAUUUUCUUCCUGCAAGCAAUUUGUGGUAGGAGUACAAAUUUUGGCAGUGAUCUUGUUUUUGACUGUUACAUCCAAGAUCACUGGAGGGAGAGGAGGUGGGAACGUCAGUCUCAUGCAUCCUGAUCAGGAGGAGAAUAGACUCCCAUUGCUCACAGUAGCUACUGCCAAUUAAAUCAGGAUUGAGGGAGUCAGGGUGGGAGACACCAAUUAGCUAAAAUUCUUCAACAAUUUGAUUCACUUAAUUCAUUACUAUAGGGCAAUUCCCUCAGCAACGCAAAAAAAAAAAAACCCUUUAAAACCCCCCUACAAUCCUACCAGGGCAAGAGGACGGCCAUUUAAAUAGUAGAUUGCAUGUCACUUCCAACUCAUGAUAGCCAUGGGAGGAAGUAGGAGUUAGCUUUGCUGGGCUGAUGUAGGUGAGAUGUUUGGUAUGUUUUGACCUAUUAUUUUUGAAAAUAUGAAAAUAUUUCCUCAUGUUUCUUAUACUCUUAAGCAUUGUUAUUCUUCAAUCAAAUAAUGGAAUGUAUAUUAUACCAAGUCCAGCUGCAUGAGUACUGCUAGAAGCAUCUUUAUUUUUUCUAAGUUAAAGGUGUAAGAUACCAAAGCAGAUGGAUUGGGGAAUUAUAUAAGGGUUCCUGGCAUUCCAUAUAUCUACAAUACUGUUAGUUUUACAUUAUCUCUUUUCUCUAGUACAUGUCCAUAAAAGUGCCUUUAAUGUCAAUUUAAUGAGCCUUUGCUCAUGGGUAUUGACAAUGUCUAGAGCCACUUGCAACACCAACCAUGAAUCUUUGCUAGGAGCAUGGAAUGGACCACCAUUGAUAUGGAUAAGAAGGGAAGACUGAAAGAGAUGGAAGUUCUAUGCUUGGAGAUCUGUCCAUUGUACUAUCAGCAUUGAAAGAUUGUACUAUUAGCAUUGAAUCCUUGCUGAAAGCCGGUCUGAGUCCCUUUACGGAGGUUGAGAAGAUCGGGAUAUAAAAGUUUUAAUAAAUAAAUAAAUAAAUAAAUAAAUAAAUAAAUAAAUAGGUGUGGGGUCAGGCAGGUCCCCACAAAGGAAGGAAAACGUACUUGACUUCAAGCAGGUGGACUUGUUUUCCCUCCACCACCAGCAGUUUCUAUCCUUGCCACUGAGUCUUGAAAAUGGCAGUUUCCUGGCCAAAGAGACUUCCUUUUCUACCUCCAUAGUACUGUUCUUCCAAAUAUAUGCCAAAGUCAGGUGAUGUCAAAUCAGGUAAUGGGUUCAUUGUUUUCAGACAUUCUACUAUCCCUUCAGUGUUUUUUUU